This is a messenger RNA of Dentiscutata erythropus, 123 nucleotides long. The record is from the annotation of a GenBank genome assembly. NCBI's taxonomy places the organism in Eukaryota, Fungi, Glomeromycota, Glomeromycetes, Diversisporales, Gigasporaceae.
GAAUUAGGAGGUGAAAUUCAUAUGGUUUCUAGGUGUGAAUUCAGGAGAACAAGAAAUGUAGGAGUUUUUCCCGUUUCUGUUGAGUUAAAUGCUGAAGCAAUAAUAAGUUCUGCGGUUGAAUGA